UCGGGGAGUUUUUUUGGACCCCUAAAAUUUCACUUAUCCAGACCGGUAGCGGUACAUGUAGUUUGACAAACAUUAGUUCCCUUUUUCCUCCCUUCAAAUGGGUGGCUGAUACUAAACAUAGGUUUCCACGGCAGUUUUUAUCUGGUAACUAAGGACACAUUAUCACCAGAAAAAGAGCCAGAGGACAGCAUUCCUGACUGCAGUACGUUACAGUUCAGUUGUAGCCAACGUGUAAGGAUCUGUGCAGAGGAUGGUGCAACCCCUUGUCAGACCAAUCAGUGUUCACCUGUGAAACGGAAGAUCCUGCAGGUUCAGGUGGGUCUCGCUGCACAGGAAUGGGGGAACCCAAAUCUCCCAAGUUCCCCUCUGCAGAGGAAGAGCUGAGUUACUGGAAGGAACAGUCUGCAAAACACCAGCAGAGGGCAGCGGAGGCUCAGGAGGAGCUGCAGGAGUUCCAGCAGAUGAGCCGGGACUACGAAGCCGAGCUGGAGGAGGAGCUAAAGCAGUGCGAGGCACGGAACCGCGAGCUGCUGAACCAAAACAACCGCCUGCGCAUGGAGCUGGAGAGCUACAAGGAGAAGUACGAGGCGCAGCACUCCGAGGCCUUCCGGCAGAUCUCCACCCUGGAGGGGGACCUGGCAGAGACCACGGCCAUCAGGGACCAGCUGCACAAGUACAUCAGAGAGCUGGAGCAGGCCAACGACGACCUGGAGAGAGCCAAGAGGGCCACCAUCAUGUCUCUGGAGGACUUUGAGCAGCGCAUGAACCAUGUGAUCGAGCGGAACGCCUUCCUGGAGAGCGAGCUGGACGAGAAGGAGAGCCUGCUGGAGUCUGUGCAGAGGCUGAAGGAUGAAGCUCGAGAUCUGCGGCAGGAGCUGGCUGUGCAGCAGAAGCAGGACCGGAGGCCGACCCUCGCCCUGGGCAAAGACACCGACCCUCUGCCCCGCCCCCACACGGGCCUCCCGCCCACCCUGGCCACGCCUGCGGCCCCGCCCCGUAGCUCUGCCAGCACCUUCACCGCCCCCGCAUCCUCCUACCAGCGAGGUGAUGGAUUGACUGCGACCUCCCUCACCACGUCCGCCCGGAUUUCAGCCCUCAACAUCGUCGGGGAGCUGCUGAGGAAAGUGGGGAACCUCGAGUCAAAGCUGGCCUCCUGUCGGGAUUUUGUGUACGACCAGAAGGCGACCAGGCCGACGCCCACCGCGGGCCCCAGGGCACGUGCCGCCUCCCAGGACAGUUCAGACAACCCGCCCAGCGCCAACGGCGUGCCCGCGUUCGAGAAGGGAUUAGCAAAGAGGCUGGAGUAUGGACCGGGCCCCAAGAUUCUCCUGUGAUCACCACACACACCUGACACACACUUACGCACACACACACACACACACACACACACACUUACAUACUGCCCUGCACUUUGCUGCCUCCACAACAGACCCACUUGUCCCCCAGAAUUGCCUUUGGCGAGCCCCCACCGACCACCGGCCUUCUCCAAGUCGAGUGGAGGGGCGGAGCCUGACAGUGAUUGGCAUUUGGCUGCUUCUGCCUUAUGGACUACGUUUACCUCUCGUGUCACUUUACAGCUGUAGCUGAGUUCAGCCAAUCCGGCUCCAGACAGAAAGAUCCGCAGAAACCCCCAGAAUGUUCUGUGUGUUUGGCCUUUUCGCCCCCUCAGUGCCAUAGAAGAGAAGAGAUGUGUGUUUGCCCAGCUAAGGGGAAGCCAAACACAAAGACAACAAACGGAAUUCAGAGAACGUGUGAGAUCAUCUGGAAUCUACUAUUAGUUUUUUUUUUUUUUUUUUUUUGAUUGGGAAUACUGUUCUGCUCAAAGAUAUACUCAAAUGCUGCAAGAUCUAUCACGGGCCAACACUGGUUCCCAGUGGCCAAAGGACCAAACGACAGCUGAGGCAGUGCUGGGACUUUCAUUUCAGGGUGUGGCUCUUUGACAAGGAGAAGCCCUAACCACAGAUUCUGUAGGCUUUGCUUCUGCAGUCCUUCUGCUUCUUACCUACUGGAGGUUCUGGUUGGUAGCAGGAGUAUUUGGUGCUGUAUUACAGUACAGAAUGCCCAUGGAGACGGUGUUGGACUUGGCCCCAGCCCUUAGCAGAUAGUCUUGAGCUGCAUCAGGUUGUAAUGUUUCGUUUUCAGCAGUAGGGAGACUGCACUUACGUUAAUAUUACAGAGCUCAGUUCUGGUGGGUCUGUAGAACCUGUGCCAUGGCUCACUGCCUGGCUGUAGAGAAUAAUCACUUUAGCAUUAAGCAGGUCUCACAACGGACUCAGUGCUUGAUGAAUCUUCAGGUGUUUUCUGUGUCAUGACGAAAUUCAAGAUUUUCUCAAUUCUGCCUCUAAAUUCACCUAGGAGUCUUAGUUUUUUUUUGUUUGACAGUAGAUAAGGCUUUCUGUGAGAUCUGUCACAGCUCGGCUGGCCAGUGGCUGGUAUUGGUGACAGCAGCGUCUCCUACCCCUGCCUAUGAAACCAGUGACCUUUGUGAAUGAUGGAAUGUAAUGGGAGGCGUAAAUCAUGAUAAAGCUCUGGCCCUCAGAACAGUGUUACUUCUGAUGAACAGCUCGCAAAAAGAAAUGUGCUGCUUUGUGUUCAGGUUGUUUUCGGUUGACAUUCAGUUGUCCUCCAAUAGUUUUUUUUGCGUUGUGUUUCUGUUCUUUUGUGAUCGUGUAUUGAGUGUAAUUGAUGCCUCCCUGUCCCUUUCUCAGGGGCAUGUCAAUGGUUAGCUGUGUGGAAGUGCACGCUGCUCUGUGGUUAGCGUAACUUUAUCUGCCUGGAGCUACUGUACCCUCCCCUUUCCCAGUAUGCCUCAAAAGGAUCUCACAGUCUCUGUAACCGUGGGAGACUGAAGCGCCGUCAAUCUCAAAGUAGGCGGGGCCGUUGUCACUCACCACUUUGGACCAAUGCCCACGUUUUGCCUUGGUUGUCUGUACCUUUUUUGUUUGGUUUUUGCACAUCAGUGAUUGACAGCUCUCUGUAGCUCCACCCACGACGGGAAGGUCAGGAAGCCUCUCUCCUGUCAGUGGGGUUGUGAGGCCGGUCUCGUUUUCCCCGUGUCAGAUUGUCAGGAAGGGGGGAGACUCCUCUUACUUGGUGGUGUUUUAGAGAAGGAGACUUUAGUCUGGGGUUGUGUGCUCUUUCCAGCUACAGUGCAUGAGGAGAGGAAAGGUAGUUUUAGAAGGCCUUUCCUUCUAACUGGAGAGCACAUUGUCAUGUUUUUUUUUUUUUUUUUGCUAAGCUCAUGAAUUUUAUAGUAUUUGGGGUAGGAGAUGAGAAACAGAAUUUAUGCAGUGUAGAUUUGGCAUGUGGGUCAACCCUCAAAGUCACAAUAUACUUUACUGAGAUGCUUAAUCUCAAAAUGUUAUUUUGAACUUGUGCCUUCCAUGAGCAAUUAUUAUGGUCAUAAUAUAUAAUAACUGGUUUGAUAGUGUUUCAAAUAUUGGACCCGUUUCCCAAUCAGUAAUAGGUGUCGUAAAUUUUGGACUAUUAUGCCGUUUGAGAUUUGAAGCCUUAAAACGAAAUGUGUGUCUGUGCCAAUACGCAUCCCAUAUAUUUCUUGUCCCAGAAAGGAAUGUAAACCCCAUGUUAUGUUUUGUGAAAUGCGGAAAUGUAAAUACUUCCAUGAAGGUUACGUGUUUUAUGUUAAAAAUAUGAAUUUGAGGAUGUUUAUUCCCCAGAUUGUUCCUAACUGCUGGGUGCCAAUGUCCUAUAGUAUGUGUGAGGGACUUGCACAAUUUCUACUCUGGUAUUCCUUCACACUGACCUAUCUAACUGAAUUUUGAAAUGUUUUUUCUGCUUUAAUUCUGUCGCUCCAGAGUUAUGGACUGAAAAAACACUGCAGUUAGUAUAGACCAGACCUGGGUCAAAUACGUGAAUGUUUUGGAUUCAAAUGCUUUUCUGUGCUCUGUUGAUCAUGCCUGGUGUAAUUGAGCCUGCCAAUCUGACCAGAUGGCAGGGUUUGCGCUUUUUGAGAGCUUCAUUGGUUCCAAUACACCAGACAAGAUCAGUAAAGCGUAGAACAGUAUUUGAAUCCUAAACAAACCAUAUUUGACCCUGGUCUGGUGUAGGCCCAUUCCUGCCCUGGUCCAUUUAGUCAGUCUUUUGGCAUGAGGGCACUAAUGAACAGGUAGUGUUACUAACGGUAGGUAGGUGUUGGGUUAUUGAGAAGUUAGCAGUUAGGCGUUGGGUUAGCGACAAGCAGAGGUGGGUAGGUGUUGGGUUAGUGAGAGGGCUUAGAGGGUAUGUACUGUAGACCGAAAGGUACAGACUGUUUCUCAGGGUCACUUUUAAGCCAUAUUUGCACACACACAUUCCAGUUAGCAGGUGGCAGAAUCCCAGGUGGGUGAGACCGGUGGUGGUAAUAAUAAUCCAGGUGACUGGGACAGGUGUACAGGUAUGCGUUCUGUGGAUCCUGCUGCUACGGCUUUGAGAUUUCCGCUCCUGUUCGCAGUGGCUGGAUGAGCUGUAUUGUGAUGUAAUUCCUGACCCUGUCUCAGCCUCGCUCGAUCGAUCGAUCGAUGCUUUUGCGGUCCGUCAUCCUAUGUGCUCAGUCUGUAAAACAGCAGAUUGAUUUUACUGCUGUCAUUUUCAUAUUGUUUUGUUUUUCUAUUUUUAUUUUUUUUUUGCAUUAAAAGAACUUGAAA
This is a messenger RNA of Anguilla anguilla (European eel), 4643 nucleotides long. Its product is annotated as nuclear distribution protein nudE homolog 1-A-like. Gene Ontology annotation, biological process: microtubule nucleation; vesicle transport along microtubule; mitotic centrosome separation. The coding region runs from base 336 to 1334 and encodes 332 amino acids. The record is from RefSeq and is a predicted model, not a curated record. The transcript is spliced from 10 exons. Gene Ontology annotation, cellular component: centrosome; kinesin complex; kinetochore. NCBI's taxonomy places the organism in Eukaryota, Metazoa, Chordata, Actinopteri, Anguilliformes, Anguillidae. Gene Ontology annotation, molecular function: microtubule binding.